Messenger RNA from Musa acuminata AAA Group (dessert banana), 1735 nucleotides. RefSeq names its product wee1-like protein kinase. The record is from RefSeq and is a predicted model, not a curated record. The transcript has 10 exons. Gene Ontology annotation, biological process: protein phosphorylation. Gene Ontology annotation, molecular function: protein tyrosine kinase activity; ATP binding. Bases 78 to 1520 code for a protein of 480 amino acids. Gene Ontology annotation, cellular component: cytoplasm; nucleus. Lineage: Eukaryota; Viridiplantae; Streptophyta; Magnoliopsida; Zingiberales; Musaceae.
UGAGGAGAUCGAGAACCCCUAAGGGGAGAGGGAGAGGGAUAAGGAGUAGGGGGGCGACGGCGGCCGUGGUGACGGAAAUGGAGGGUGAUUUUCCCGCUGGUGAUCUCAGCUUCCAGCUCGGGCACGUGACCUUUCCUCCCUUUCAGGGAUUCUCUUCCGCCUCCACCGGCUCACCUUUCCCCUUCGAGAAACUUCUGGAGGGGGAGGGGGAUGGCGACGACGCACCUCCCGUCGGUGCCGAGGAGGGAGGGGAAGAUAAGGACUGCAUCCUCAGCCAAGAUUUCUUCUGUACUCCAGAUUAUAUCACACCGGAUUGCCAACAGAUUGAUAAUGGGUUCGAGGUCGAUAAGGAGAACAUUCCUUGUCCAAACUCGCCGGAGAAGACAACAAAUGGCAGGAACAAGAGGCACAAAAGUGGGUGCUCUCCAAGUAAAUACCUCUCCACCAUCUUUCCAUGCCAUCAACAGGUUGCGGAGGUUCAGUUGGAUGAUUGUGACUCUGAUCAAAUUGUGGAAGGCAAGUCAGUUCAAAUUGGGCCGCAAAAGAGAAGAAAUUAUGUUUCUAAGUCUGCAGUUGCAUUGCGUUGUCGAAUUACACCUCCUCUCUGCUUUAGGAAUCCAUAUAUAAAAACAGUUGCAUCAGAGGUUCAAGGUAUCUUUGAUGACAGAAGAUUUAAAUCCACAGUCUUUCCUUCCAUUGGUGGAGUUGGCCUUUCACGAUAUCACACUGAUUUCCAUGAAAUUGAGCAAAUUGGAUGCGGAAAUUUUAGCCGUGUGUUCAAAGUUCUGAAAAGACUAGAUGGUUGUUUGUAUGCAGUGAAACAAAUCAUCAGACAAUUGCGUCAUGACAUUGAAAGAAGGUAUGCCUUGAUGGAAGUUCAAACUCUUGCAGCCUUAGGAUCACAUGAAAAUAUAGUUGGAUAUUACACAUCUUGGUUUGAAAACGAGCAACUCUAUAUUCAGAUGGAACUUUGUGAUCGAAGCCUUUCCAUAAGUAAAGGUCAGACUUUAAAGGGUGGAGAAGCCUUCAAAAUUAUAUAUCAGAUUUCCAAAUCAUUGCACUUUAUGCAUGAACGAGGAAUAGCCCACCUGGAUGUGAAGCCCGAAAAUAUUUAUGUGAAAGAUGGUGUUUAUAAGCUAGGAGACUUUGGUUGUGCAACACUUACAGACAAGAGUUUACCGAUCGAAGAAGGUGAUGUACGUUACAUGCCUCAAGAGAUGUUAAACGACAAGUAUGAGUAUCUUGAUAAGGUUGAUAUUUUCUCCUUGGGAGCAUCUGUCUAUGAGCUUGUGAAGGGUUCCCGUUUGCCUGAUUCUGGUCCUCAGUUCUCAAACCUCAGAGAGGGCAAAAUUCAAUUGCUACCUGGGUACACUGUGCAGCUUCAAAAUUUACUCAAGGCUAUGAUGGAUCCUGACCCUAUAAAGCGGCCAUCUGCAAAAGAACUAAUGGAGCAUCCUACAUUUGAGAAAUCAGGAGGAUUCUCCUGCAAGCAGCCUCAUCGUCAAUUAACUAAACUUUGAUAGUGAUCGAGUUGAAAGCUGGAGAUGGAUUUUGUGUCGAACUGGAAAUGCUUUUGGUGGGCCACGAUAUGCACAAUUUGUGCAUCUCUUUCUGUACCAUACAAAGAAAAUGUGAUGCCCAACUUUUUUGUAAAGAUGUUAUGAAGCACACGCUUUUUUUGUCAUAUGAACACAACAUUCUUGUAUCCUUCAAAGGGUGCUAAAAAGACAUUGUC